Nezara viridula (southern green stink bug) is the source of this 1193-nucleotide messenger RNA. Lineage: Eukaryota; Metazoa; Arthropoda; Insecta; Hemiptera; Pentatomidae. The record is from the annotation of a GenBank genome assembly.
AUGCCUCUUAGUGCUGAGGAUGUUGCACGUGGUGUGGCACUUAUUGAUGAUGGACGUUCCAUUAGAUAUGCAGCUAAUGCCAUAGGAGUUCCAUAUGAAACUUUACGAGACGCCGGCAGGCGUUGUCGAGAAACUGGUUCUUACAAUAGUUGGCCCGGUUCUGGAAGGCCUAUAUGGGAUGACCGGUUUUUGACUUUGAGAAUUUUACGAAACCUGCACCUUACCGUUGUUCAAGCGACUCAUCAGCUCGAAGAAGUUCGAGGUGUGCAAAUUUCUGAACGUACGGCUCGGAGAAGAUUAAAUGAGUAUGGAUUAAUGGCUUUUCGUCCAAACACAGCCAUUGGACUAUGGACAAAUAAAGUGCUGUAUGUUUUAGAGAUGAGUCAAGAUUCACUCUUCGAUCUCCAGACGGGCGUGAAAGGGUGUGGAGAAGAAGAAAUGAAAGAUAUGCAGCCUGUAAUUUUUCCAACGUGGUUCCUUAAUGGAGUUCUCGAGCAGAAGCCAGCCCUUGAUAUCGAAUCAAGGGAAGUGAGUGAGGAAGAAGCUAGAAAUUGGUGUAAAGAAAAUGGAGACAUGCCUUACAUUGAGACAAGUGCUAGGGAUGCUAUCAAUGUCGAUGGUGCAUUCAGUACUGCAGUCGAUAUUUGGUUGAAUCUGGAAGAGGCCAUGGACAGGUGUGCCAACUACGGAGAAGGAACUAUCAAACUGAACAUGUUUCAGAACAAGAAGGUGCUGUGUUGCCGAGGCGCUGUGUAGCAUCUCAUUUCCAAAUAUGUCUUAAGAAAUUAUUGUUUUGCUAAUGAUAAGUAAUGGUAAGGUUUGAAAAUGUGAGAUUAUUGUGAUACAUUUGUUAGUCACUAGUAGUUGUUAUCAAUUUAGUUUAUCUCUUUUGAAAUGUAUAAAUGUAAUAUACAAAAAUGUUGGCAAUGAUUGUUAUGAGAUUAUAAAGAACAUCUAAAGGAACCAAUUGUAGAUGAAUUGUUGAAAAUAAGAUUACUGACUUCGGGUGUGUAUUUUAUCAUUCUUUACUAUUGCUCGAUAAAAUUGAAAAUAACUUUAAGGGGCUCAGGAUUGUUACUCGGAAAUUAUGACAUAAUAGUUAAUUGUUGAUACUCUGCUCAUCGUAACUUCAUAUUUUUUAUGUUAUUGAUACUGUUCUUAUCCUAACCUCAUAUUUUUUAUGUUGUUGAUAA